UUCCGAUUUUGACUUCAACCUCUUCAUAGAGCGAUGCAAAGGAAACCCAAGUUUUUUUUCCAUGUCAAAGCUUAUCCCCAUACCAACCGUAAAAAGAUUACAGUUGUUUAUCCGAAAAAGGCAACUAAACAAUUGGACGAAACCCUGGUGUAAGCUGGCGGGCGGGUGUAAAUUUUGUCACCGGCUUUUUAAAGCGCUUUUUUUUCCUUUAAAGAUUUUUUCGUUACAUAUGCUCGUUCAGAAUUCAGAUUGCUUAGAUGCAAAGUAACACUAAAUGUUUCCUUAACAUACUCUGUGUACGUUAUUAUCGUAUUGGGCAUUUUCUUCUGAGCUCCAUUUCAGAAUAAGUUAAAAAAGGAUCGUAUUGUGAUCAUCGUCUCCCGAAAAGAAUAAUGGUGAACGAUACGGAGCCUGCAAAAUUAAUUCUCCCUUUCCUGCAGAGAGCUGAUGAACUUCAGAAGCAUGAACCUCUCGUCGCCUAUUACUGCCGUUUAUAUGCAAUGGAACGAGGGUUGAAGAUCCCUGCAAAGGAACGAACCAAAACAACCAGCGCUCUGCUGGUUUCCUUGAUGAAGCAGCUGGAAAAGGAUAAAAAGUCUUUGACAUUGGGUCCUGAAGACAAUCUUUAUGUGGAGGGAUUUGCUUCAAACGUUUUUGCAAAGGCUGACAAACAAGACAGAGCUGGAAGGGCAGACUUAACAACUGCAAAGACUUUUUAUGCAGCAAGUAUAUUUUUUGAAAUACUCAGCCAGUUUGGUGAAGUACAACCAGAAAUUGAGCAGAAACAGAAAUAUGCAAUCUGGAAGGCUGCAGAUAUUCGUAAAGCAAUAAAAGAAGGAAGGAGACCAGAACCAGGCCCUCCUGUUGGGGAUCAAGAUCUGUCAGGACCUGUGGAUUCAGCAUGGGAGGGAAACAGUCCUCCAGGACAGUUAAGACAAGAAAAUUCUCAGGUAAGCCAGUCAAAAGCUUUUGCAAGGUCAGUGCCAGAUGAAGGAACAAAACCAGAACCUUCGUCACAGCUUCCAAGAAAUGUUCAAUAUUAUUCUGCAGAUGAGAUGGAACCACCUCCAUCCUUUUCUGGACCAGAUUAUCAGAGAGUGGGCUCUCAUUCUCAGGCCCCAAAUUCUCAGGCAAGCCAGUCAAAAGCUUUUGCAAGUUCAGUACCAGAUGGAGGAACAAAACCAGAACCUUCGUCACAGUUUCCAAGAAAUGUUCAACAUUAUUCUGCAGAUACGAUGGAACCACCUCCAUCCUUUUCCGGACCAGAUUAUCAGGGAGUGGACUCUUAUUCUCAGGCCCCACAAGACUUUUCUCAUAGCCACCCAACUGUCCAAUCCUCAUCCUACUAUGCUGUGCAAGGAAGACCUCAAGAUGCCUCUGGUGGUCAAUUGGGUGCAGGGUAUUCGUUCUCUCCAUCACACGACACUAUGAAUGUUUCCCAGCCUCAUAACUCAAAUUAUCAAUCUUAUUCAACAAUACAUGAAGGAAAUUUUGAUUCUCAACCCGUGAGCCAUAUCUCAUACCCUUCCAAUCCAUCAUAUUAUCAAAAUGUAAAUGGAAAUGAUUCUAGUUCAAUCCCUUAUCAUGUAAAUUCCUCUCCAAAUCCAGAAUUCGAAUCAAAUUUGCAGUACAAUUCUGUCACUGGUAUAAAUGCAGCAUAUGUCGAGUCAACUUCACUUGAGCGUGCCCCUAGUGUGCCAGCAUUUGCCCCAGCAGCUGCGUAUUCUUAUGACAGCAGUUACCAGCCGCCUCCUGAAAAAAUAGCUGAGGCACAUAAAGCAGCAAGAUUUGCAGUUGGAGCACUUGCAUUUGAUGAUGUACCCACUGCCGUUGAACAUCUGAAACGCUCACUGGAAUUGUUGACACUUCCAUCAACUAGACAGUAAGCCGAGCAGUAUUUUAUGUGGGUUAUUGCCAUUUCCAAAUUUAUAAGAAGUUGAGACUAUUAUGUAUUUGAGUUUCCAGCCACCUCCUGAAAAAAAUUCUGAGGCACAUAAAGCAGCAAGGUUUGCAGACUUGCAUUUUAUGAUGUACCCACAGCAGUUGAUCAUCUUAAGCGCUCACUGGAGUUGUUGACGCUUCCAUCAACUAGCCUGUAAGCCUAGCAUUAUUUUAUGUGGGUUAUUGCCAUUUCCAAUUUAUAGUAAGUUUGGGUUGUCCUAGCGUGGAAUAUGUAUUAAUAUGUCAUGUAAAAAUUUCACUUUGCAUUUCAGAGUAAUCUACCUUUGGUGUGUCCAGACUCCAGAUUGCCUUCUGCAUGCAUUUAUAUUUUAAAGGGGUUAAUUUUCUUUUUUUCUUCUUGUUGAUUUUGUUUUUCUUUCUAUUUUUUUAAUUCAUUAAUAAGCAUUCCCAAAAUUUUGACAUGGA
Molecule: messenger RNA, 2367 nt
Organism: Cryptomeria japonica (Japanese cedar)
Lineage: Eukaryota; Viridiplantae; Streptophyta; Pinopsida; Cupressales; Cupressaceae
Product: protein HOMOLOG OF MAMMALIAN LYST-INTERACTING PROTEIN 5
Exons: 7
Coding region: 393-1886 (497 amino acids)
Biological process (GO): late endosome to vacuole transport via multivesicular body sorting pathway
Cellular component (GO): multivesicular body
Source: RefSeq, a predicted model, not a curated record